Molecule: messenger RNA, 2273 nt
Organism: Nestor notabilis (Kea)
Lineage: Eukaryota; Metazoa; Chordata; Aves; Psittaciformes; Psittacidae
Gene: SARDH
Product: sarcosine dehydrogenase
Exons: 18
Cellular component (GO): mitochondrion
Molecular function (GO): protein binding; oxidoreductase activity
Source: RefSeq, a predicted model, not a curated record
GCCUGCUGCGGCAGCUGCGUCCCAGCGACGUGGAAGUGGAGCUGCUGGCGCACACGCGGGAUGUGGUCAGCCGGGAUCUGCCGGCGGAGACGGGGCUGCACACGGGCUGGGUGCAGAACGGGGGGCUCUUCAUCGCCUCCAACAAGCAGCGCCUCGACGAGUACAAGAGGCUCAUGUCGCUGGGGAAGGUGUAUGGAGUGGAGUCCUACGUCCUGACCCCAUCGCAGACCAAGGACCUGUACCCGCUGAUGAACAUCAAGGACCUGUAUGGAACGCUGUAUGUCCCCAAGGACGGCACCAUGGAUCCGGCCGGUACCUGCUCGACUCUCGCCAGAGCAGCAGCUGCCAGAGGCGCAACGAUCAUCGAGAACUGCCCGGUCACCGGCAUCCAGGUCAGAGCUGACGAUUUUGGGGUGAAGAGGGUGUACGCGGUGGAGACGGCCCAUGGCACCAUCCAGACUCCCUGCGUGGUGAACUGCGCGGGGGUCUGGGCACCAGCGCUGGGCCGGCUGGCGGGGGUGCACGUGCCGCUGGUGGGGAUGCAUCACGCCUACGUGGUGACUGAGCGCAUCGAGGGCAUUCAGAACAUGCCGAACGUUCGCGAUCACGACGCCUCGGUGUAUCUCCGUCUCCAAGGCGAUGCCCUGUCUGUGGGUGGAUAUGAGUCAAACCCCAUCUUCUGGGAGGAGGUAUCAGAAAAAUUUGCUUUUGGCCUCUUUGACCUGGACUGGGAUGUUUUCAUGCAACACAUUGAAGGUGCCAUCAACAGAGUUCCAGUGCUGGAGAAAACUGGCAUUAAAUCCACUGUCUGUGGGCCAGAGUCGUUCACAGCCGACCACAAGCCGCUCAUGGGGGAAGCCCCAGAAGUCCGAGGGUUCUUCCUUGGCUGUGGCUUCAACAGUGCUGGGAUGAUGCUGGGAGGUGGCUGCGGGCGGGAGCUGGCUCACUGGAUCAUCCACGGGCGGCCAGAGAAGGACAUGUACAGCUACGACAUCAGGAGGUUUCACCGCUCCCUCACCAACAACCACCGCUGGAUCCGGGAACGGAGCCACGAGUCCUAUGCCAAGAACUACUCUGUUGUCUUCCCCCACGACGAGCCGCUGGCGGGGCGCAACGUGAGGAAGGACCCACUGCAUGAGGAGCUGCUGCGACAAGGUUGCGUUUUCCAGGAGCGGCAUGGCUGGGAGAGGCCUGGCUGGUUCAGCCCCGGCGCAGCAGCCCCGGUCCUGGAUUACGACUACUAUGGUGCAUAUGGCCAGGAGCGCCACAGGGACUACGCCUACAACCGGCUGCUGGGGGAUGAGUACACCUUCGACUUCCCCCCCCACCAUGACAUUAUCAAGACCGAAUGCUUAACGUGCAGAAACGCCCUGGCACUCUUCAACAUGUCUUACUUUGGGAAAUUCUACCUCGUUGGUCCUGAAGCAACAAAAGCGGCAAACUGGCUGUUCACUGCUGAUGUGAGCAAAGCACCAGGCUCCACCGUGUACACCUGCAUGCUGAACCAGAGGGGUGGUGUGGAGAGUGACCUGACCGUCAGCCGCAUCAGCCCCGGGGCCCCAGCCUCCCCCCUGGCCCCCGCCUUCGAAGGGGACGGCUACUACCUGGCUAUUGGUGGGGCUGUGGCUCAGCACAACUGGUCCCACAUCACUGCUGCGCUGCAGGACAUGAAGCUCCAGUGCAAGCUCCUCGACUGCUCAGAGGAGCUGGGCAUGAUGAGCAUCCAGGGCCCCCUGAGCCGUGUUGUCCUCCAGGAAGUGCUGGACACCGACCUCAGCAACGAGGCUUUUCCCUUCUCCACGCACAAGCUCGUCAUGGCCGCAGGGUGCACGGGAGAGGCUGUAGACGCAUGCUUGCUCUCUGCAGGGUACAGGCACUGGCACGCAGACCUGCGCCCCGAUGAUACCCCACUAGAAGCAGGUUUAGCCUUCACCUGCAAGCUCAAGUCCAGCAUCCCCUUCCUGGGCCGGGAGGCUGUGGAGGCUCAGAAAGCCAACGGCGUCUUCCGCCGGAAGGUGCCGAUGUUCGGCCUGGAGGCAGUCUGGCGGGAUGGGGAGGUGGUUGGCCACAUCCGUCGGGCAGACUUUGGAUUUGCCAUUGACAAAACCAUUGCCUAUGGCUACAUCCGUGACCCAGCGGGGGGCCCGGUCUCGCUGGAUUUCGUGCGGAGCGGCAGCUACAAGCUGGAGCGGAUGGGGGUGCCCUACCCUGCACAGGCACACACCAGGUCCCCGUUUGACCCGGACAACCAGCGCGUGAAGGGCUUCUACUGA